Molecule: messenger RNA, 687 nt
Organism: Rangifer tarandus platyrhynchus (Svalbard reindeer)
Lineage: Eukaryota; Metazoa; Chordata; Mammalia; Artiodactyla; Cervidae
Source: the annotation of a GenBank genome assembly
AUGUCCCCCCCUCCCCCGGCCCCGACCCGGGUCCCGGCCGCGACCCCGCGCUCCCAGCCGCCCGAGGAGCACAAAGCCCCGCGCGGUCAGCGGCCCCGCCACCCCGGCGCGCGCCCCCGGCAGGGCGCGCGGGGAAGCGCGGGCGGCGGGGAGCCCCGGAGCCAGCCUCUAAGAAGUUUAGCACACAGAACCGGCGGGCUGGCGGGACAGCGGGCAGGAAGGACGAGAGACGCGCGGCCACUCACCGUCCGCGCUGGGCUCCGCGCCCCGAUCCCGCCGGGGCACAGUCAGGGAAGCGCGGCGGGGGCUCAUCGGGGCAGGGGCGCUCCUCCCGGACAGCCGCAGGGCUGCAUUGGCUCAAACUGGAGACGCUUCCUUCUCUUCCUCUCCUCCCGCCCCCCCGCCGCCGUCGCCGCCUCCUGGGAAAAAGGAAAAAAAGAAAAAGUCCUGGGCAGCAGUUGCUGGAAAGUCUCUGCUAAGCCACCUCCCAGCGCCGCUGUCCCUCCCAAGUCCACGCCAAGUCCGGACGAGGCAGCGGCGGCGGCCAGGGCCAGCUGCACGCACUCUCGGCGCAUGCUCGGGCCGCCGGCCGCCCGGCCGCGAGCCUGGUGGCUGCUGCUUGUCCCCGAGCGAGUCGCGGGCCCCCCGAAGGGACGCCUCACCUUUCCGCGGGCAGGAGAAGGCUAA